Funneliformis mosseae is the source of this 831-nucleotide messenger RNA. NCBI's taxonomy places the organism in Eukaryota, Fungi, Glomeromycota, Glomeromycetes, Glomerales, Glomeraceae. The record is from the annotation of a GenBank genome assembly.
AUGGGAAUAAAUGGUUCAUCACUUAUGACCAAUGCUAUGACCGAUGUCGAAAAAGACCUCUUAUAUUCACGGCAUCAUAUCUCAAGAGAACUUUUUAAAGGAAACUUUUCUUCUCCUGUACAAGAUGUUCUUAAUACGGGAUGGAGAGCAAGAGUUCUCCAUGUAAAUACGACGUUAGGAACAUGGUUAGCUGAAAUGAGUGCAGACUUUCCCGGAUGCACAUAUAUAGGGGUGAAUCCAACAAUUCCUUCUCCUCUUCAUGAAAAUGGACGACCUUUUGAUGUUGAAUUCGUUGAGGCAAAAAUUCAUGACGGGCUACCUUAUAAUGAUAAUACAUUCGAUUUUAUCUUUAUGAGGUUUUGCGCGUGGGAUUUUACUGAAAAUGAAUGGGAAAAGGUUGUAAUAAGGGAGUUGGUCAGGUGUUUGAAGCCUGGUGGAUGGAUUGAGUUCAUGGAUUUCGACAUGAACUUUCAAAAUCAAGGACCAACGUCGAUCAAAAUGCUUAAUUGUAUAUAUGAUUUACAACAUAUGAGAAAUCGGAUUAGAAGGCUUACUGAUAUAUGGGAAGAAUUUUUAAUGACAACAAAUCAAAUUCAACAUGUUCGAAAUCGAUCGGAAUAUUUACCAAUUGGCCGACAUGGUGGAAAGCUUGGCGAUGCCGCUUCACAGUUUUUUCACGAUUUUAUUAUUUAUCAUUUACCACGUUAUGCAAGGAAUAUGGGAAUUAGAACUCGAGAUAUUCCAAAUAUUGCUAAUACAUAUUGUGAAGAAGCAAACACAUGUAGAACUAUGGCUCCACUUGUUCGUGUUUUUGGACAAAAAAAAUCAUAA